UAAAGUAUACUUGAUAUCCGUAGAGUCGAGUUAUUCUCUUAUAAUUUCUGCACACCUUCUCCUCCCACUCAGUGUGCCUUGCUCUCUGCUCAACUGAGGACGCUUUCUGCUGAACUGAGUUGGAACUCCUCCACGGAUCAACAGCGGCUUUCUUCAAACUCAAUUGAAAUUUGUAUCACCUCAGUGUCAAUGUCUGGUUCUGGCAACCCACAACUCUAUAGGCCUCAUGAUGUGUUCACUGCUAUGGGUCGUUGUUGGGUAUUGGAAGAUGAGUUCAGCUAUCCAAUAAAUCCGAAUUUGCGAAAUAGUGCUUACGUUCACAAUACCAUGAGACAGGAGUGGGCUUGGUUAUUUCGUGAACAACAAAUGUUUUAUGAUGAGUUGGUUGGUUUGAAGUUGCCAGUGCCUCGGCGACUCGCAUCACAAAUGCCCAGAGACAGCAUCGACGAACUUCGUAAAGCAUUGAACCGCAUAAGAGAAGAAAAUAAUCGAAUGAAGAUACGUCUUAAUCGAUAUCGGACCCAAGUCGAGAUUCGAGAGUCAGUGCAGGAAGGGUGGUACGAGCAUGCACAGUUCAUGCAAUCACUUCUUGCUGAUCCCAUUUAUCAGUCAGACGUGGAGAUGUCAGAUGAAGAGUAAUCAUGUCGUGUCGUGGUGUAAUUAGAUUUUGU
Messenger RNA from Quercus lobata, 671 nucleotides. RefSeq lists its product as uncharacterized. NCBI's taxonomy places the organism in Eukaryota, Viridiplantae, Streptophyta, Magnoliopsida, Fagales, Fagaceae. The transcript has 2 exons. Bases 190 to 639 code for a protein of 149 amino acids. The record is from RefSeq and is a predicted model, not a curated record.